AUGUUUGUGCAGGGCCUGGGUUUUGUGCAGAGAAGCGCGUACAACAAGCGCGCCAAGCCGCCAGCCCUCCAGCCAAUCCAGGAAGAGUUCAGUGAGGUCUUCUGCUCGCAGGCCUCCUGGCUCUGCACCGAGACUUUUGACUGCUUGAAUCAUACGGGCAAACUCCAAAGCGAAGACAAGUUGGACAAGCAGAUUGCAACAGCAUCUGGCGAGCCUGACUUGACCUCCUGGUGCUACUUCCAGAGCAACUGGGACAAUGUGGUGAAGAGUUGCCUGGUAGAUCAAGAUCUCACACGCAGUGCUCACCAGGUUUAUCACCAGGUACUGCAGCAGCAUCCUCAAGAUGAAAACGAUGCAAAGUAUUGCUUCCUCAGCGGACAUUGCGAGGACCGCGAACUGAACUCAAACUCUACCAUGGAGGCAGCGACGAAAGUCUGCGACGAACGAUAUCCAGAACCUGAUGGAUGGAAGUCCGUUGGCUUUCUUGACGUGGAGAUGCAGCCCCUAAGCACCAAAGCCCAGGCGGAUCGGAUCUCAAAGAUAGCCUGCGCACGGGGCAGUUACCACUGCACAGUGGCUUAUUGUCAAGAGACAUACUGCAAGAUGGAUCAUUACGAACAAAUUGGCGGCCCUUCAGGCCAGAAAUGA
Symbiodinium pilosum is the source of this 648-nucleotide messenger RNA. The record is from the annotation of a GenBank genome assembly. NCBI's taxonomy places the organism in Eukaryota, Dinophyceae, Suessiales, Symbiodiniaceae.